AAGGCAAAGUGCAUCAGCAGCAGCAGGAGCUGGAGCAGAGCUGGAUGGAGGUCCGUCAGGCUGUGGCAGGUAGACAGGAGGCUGAAGAGAACUUGCAGGAGAUCCAGACCCAGCUGAAGGAGAGUGAAAUCAACCUGGAGAAACUGCGCUUUGAGUUCCUCAACCAGCAGGAGCACAGCGAACGUGUGCUGCAGGAGAGAGUGUCUGAGAUCAAGGACCACUGUGCUGAGAAGCUGAGAGAGAUGGAGGAGCAGGUCAAUACUGCCAGAAGAGAGCACACCAAAGCAGUUAUGACUUUGCGUCAGUUUGAAAAAGUGGCAGGAAAGAAACAGGAUGAGAUGAGAAAAAGCCACCACUAUGAGUUUGAACAUAUAAAAAAUAAAGUCCAGAUUAAACAACCCAAGGAGACCAUGAAAGACAAAAACCUGCUGCUGGUCUCUGUUGCUGAGAGAGAGAGUACGUCUGAGUAUACAAGAGCACAGACAACAGCUGUACAAAAGUCUCAAGCACCAAGGGAACAACCUUCAGACAUAAAUACAGAUGCGAGGCUCCUGUCUGUUUUAGAAGAGCUCCACAGUCUCAGUGCUGCAGUGGUUAACAGCUCUGAGGACUCUGCGGAGGAGGAGGGACAGAGUGACAGCGUGACAGCGUGGGACUGUCUACAGGCAGUCGGGCUGCUGAAACCUGAUGAUGAGUCACUUGAGCCAGCAAACACACCUUUAAUUUGUACAAGAGGUGGGCAGUGAUGAUGUGUACAGAGCCAAAGAAAUACACAGGAAGAAAAAGAAUGGCUCUUUAGAACAGAUACUGUUCAUGAAUUGAACAAAAACAUUUCACCAUUUCAGUACAUCUGUGUUACUAGAGGACGGCUUUUAUUUGAAGAGAAUUUUGGAAGAUAUUAAUGGACAAAGUAUUUAAUUCAAUCAACGUUUUGGGCUGAACAAAUAAUACAAAAGCACUUCUUAACACAAGGGGAAGGAAAGAGAUUUUU
This is a messenger RNA of Labrus bergylta (ballan wrasse), 991 nucleotides long. The record is from RefSeq and is a predicted model, not a curated record. NCBI's taxonomy places the organism in Eukaryota, Metazoa, Chordata, Actinopteri, Labriformes, Labridae.